Eurytemora carolleeae is the source of this 978-nucleotide messenger RNA. Its product is annotated as peptidyl-tRNA hydrolase 2, mitochondrial. The transcript has 8 exons. Lineage: Eukaryota; Metazoa; Arthropoda; Copepoda; Calanoida; Temoridae. Gene Ontology annotation, molecular function: peptidyl-tRNA hydrolase activity. Gene Ontology annotation, cellular component: cytosol; mitochondrion. Bases 32 to 586 code for a protein of 184 amino acids. The record is from RefSeq and is a predicted model, not a curated record.
AAUUUGCAAUAUUUUUCAGAAUGAUGUCGGAAUGGUAAAAAUUAAUGAUUUGACGGCUGGGCUACGAGCUCCGGCGUUCUGGGCCGGGCUUACCGCCGGUUUGGCCGGAUCGGCGAUUUUGUACAAAAUGUUCGGCCCGCCGGGCGCUGAUGGAGACGAGGAUGAAGAUUCAGACGAUUCCGCGGUUUGCACAUCUGGGGACGAGAGUGAGUACAGCGGGGAUGAGGACGAGCAGGACAUGAAGAUGGUCUUGGUAGUCCGGAACGAUCUUAAGAUGGGGAAAGGAAAGGCAGCGGCGCAGUGCUGUCAUGCUACCCUAGCGGCUUAUAAGCAGGCGAAGAGAAAAAAUUCUUCUUGGCUGAGAACAUGGGAAUGCAAUGGACAACCAAAGGUUACUCUGAAAUGUGAAUCUGAAGACGACCUACACACUCUGCUAGCUCAGGCUCGGAGUGUGGGACUAGUCAGUGCAGUCAUUGCGGAUGCAGGCAGAACACAGAUAGCUCCAGGAAGUAAAACAGUUCUAGCAGUUGGUCCUGGUCCAGGGGAACUGGUAGAUCAGAUUACUGGGCAUUUAAAGCUGUACUAACCCUGUUCUUCAACCUCACAACACAUCCAGUGAAACCAUCAAGCUUCAUUAGUUUAUUAGUUCAUUAUGUACUGCUUAUUGCUACUGAAUUAAUAAGUAGAGUGUGUACAAUUUAUGUACAUUUUCAUUGUGUACAUUGUACAUUGCACAACAUUAUGUACUGCUUACAGCUACUGAAUUAAUUAGUAGUCACUAGUGUUUAUAAUUUAUGUACAUUGUCAACAUUACGUGGUGCCACUGAAUUAAUUAGUAGUCUCUAGUUUGUACUGAAUUUAUGUACAUUUUUCUUCUUGUACAUGUUACAACUUUGCCAUAUCAUUAUCAUAAGAGUUGAAGAAAGAUUGUGCUAUAAAAUUGAUUCUAUUGUUAUUUUUUAAAUAUUUUCAUAAGAA